GAGCGGUGCCUGGGAGGCACACGCCGAUGCCACAAAGGAAGUGCAGGAGGCUUUUCAUCCCGUGGCCACGGGCCCCACGUUGGUGCUGAAUGUGAUUGCCUAUGUUCCCUUGGUGCUCCUGCUCAACAUGCUUGCAGGUUUCUCCGUGGAAUAUCAGCACUUCAUAGCCCUCUAUUCCCUUUGUCCCACACUUGUUAUGGGCCUUGUGUACUACUACUACCUCUUCCGGGCCAACAUGUGGCAGUUUACAGCUUCUGCUGUGCUGGGAUGGCUGAACAACUGGACGAUGGCCAUGGCUAUCUCCCUGGUUUCCUUCACGCAAGUCGCCAUGCAUUAUGUCCUGCUGCUGUGGGUGGAACGCCUGCUGCCAACGACAUGGCAAGGAUACAUGACCUUCCCCAUGCAGACCAUCGAAAGCUCGGUGCAGAAUGUCGUGCUGUUACUGUACUGCUUCGGAUUUGCGUUGGUAGUAUCUUGCCCAGUGUGGUGUGAGGGCUACCGGAUUUGCAUGGAGAUCGUGAAGCGAGAGGGCGAGCUCAGCAAAACAGAAGCCGUCAUCGAGAUCCUGUACACCACUUCGCAGCUAGCUGUGGUCCUUCAGAAGCAGACAGCACUGGCUAUGAUUCAGAUUCGAUGGGGCUUCCCAUUCCAUUUCAUCCAUUUUGUGGCCGCGAUCGUUGAAAACAUGUUCCUACACCAGAUGGUUCAGUUCAAGUACGCUUGGAUCCACAAGCUGUGCCACGAGGUGCAGCCACUCUAUCGACUUGCACACUUGGAGCACCACAUCUGCAAAGGCACAUACCCCAUCACGCCAGCAGCAGGACUAUGGGAAGUAUGGAUUGAGGGCGGCACCCUUAAUUUUUGCAACACGCUGGCGUGCAUCCCAUACAUUUUUUUCCAUGCUGCCGUCUCUGGCCCCAACGUGGUUGUCCACACCAUGUGGCCUCACAAGUCUCUCGUACAGUGGCACACCCUUCACCAUGUUACGCACAGCGACAUCUAUGCGGUGAACGUGCCGAGCAAGAACGACGAGACCUUCUCCCGCGAUGUGAAGAAGUACAAGGAGCCUUUGCAGU
Molecule: messenger RNA, 1076 nt
Organism: Symbiodinium pilosum
Lineage: Eukaryota; Dinophyceae; Suessiales; Symbiodiniaceae
Source: the annotation of a GenBank genome assembly